Diatraea saccharalis (sugarcane borer) is the source of this 3548-nucleotide messenger RNA. NCBI's taxonomy places the organism in Eukaryota, Metazoa, Arthropoda, Insecta, Lepidoptera, Crambidae. The record is from the annotation of a GenBank genome assembly.
AUGAGAAUCAAACGGAAUCUACACGUCAGGCUGAUCGCCUUGUGCACGACCUGCAUAUUAGUUCCGGCCAUCGCUUGUCCCUCCUCAUGUGUGUGCAAGUGGAAGAACGGCAAAAGAUACGUCGAGUGCUCGGACAAGGAACUCAAGUCAAUACCAGAAUCGCUAGACUCCGAGACUCAGGUCCUUGAUUUUUCGGGCAACGACCUCCAGGUGCUACAAAGGGAAACUUUUCUGAAAUUAGGACUGCUCGACUUACAAAAAAUUUAUCUACAAAGAUGUAGAUUACAGAAAAUCGAUAGUCACGCCUUUAAAGGUUUAGCAAACCUUGUUGAGUUGGAUUUGUCUAAUAAUUACCUUACAGUGAUUCCUUCCACGAAUUUUCUUUAUUUCCCUUCGCUCAUGCGUCUCUCUUUGAAUAAUAAUCCAAUAACUAGCAUAAAAACACACUGCUUUCAACAUUUAUCAUAUUUGAAUACGCUGGAACUGAGCGGUUGUAAGAUCGAAAUCAUAGAGAGGGAAGCGUUCUCAGGAUUGAAUCAUUUAGAAUGGCUGAGAUUGAAUGGUAAUCGACUAUCUAAUAUUCAAGGUGAAAACUUAUUUCCUGACACUCUGCGUGGUAUCGACUUGGAAAAUAAUUAUUGGAAUUGCGACUGCCAUUUAAGGGAUUUGCAUAGUUGGUUAUUAAGUUUCAAUAUGCCUCAUACAAUUGAACCUGUUUGCUCGCUUCCAGAGCGACUGAAAAAACGCGUAAUAACGAGCGUCGCCGAAGCGGAAUUGGCUUGUUUGCCAAAAAUGACGCCCACAUCAGUAUUUUUAGAGACGAACGCAGGCAGUAACGUAACACUCGAAUGCUUGGUUAAAGCUAUCCCAGAGGCGAGAAUAACUUGGCUAUAUCAAGGUCAAAUCAUACAUAAUUAUACCAUGAUGUCUUCGGAGCCACGGGAUGUUUAUUAUGUCGAAAAUGGCGUGACGGAUAAAAAAAGUGAACUGUACAUAUUCAAUAUAGGUAACGAUGACAACGGAACGUAUUCGUGCGUCGCAGAAAACCCGGCGGGGAGGUCGAUUGCUAAUUACACGCUCCGGAUUAUAGUGAAGGAAGAACCGGUAGUAAUUGUUGUGACGUUCCCUCAGAGGCACUUAGUGGUAAUAGUUACAGUCGUAUUCCUAAUUAUUGUGUUACUUAUAGCCAUAAUUGCCGUAGUAUUACUCAAGUUCAAGACAGACACGAGGAGUAGGAAGAAAAAAGAAAGCGGAAAGGACGUCGCUUUAUGUAACCAAAUAUUGCCAUCUAACAGAAGCAAUGGCACAUUACCGAAAAACAAUGGAAGCUUAAUAGUCAAUGCUCAUUCGCACCACGCACUACAUUACACUGUGCAACAAACAACCCGUGAUUACGAAACCAACGAUGUGUAUCAAAGCAAUAACAUGAAAGGUUUCGUCGACAGGAAUCCUGACCUAAUUAGCGACGCGGAAACAGUCGCUAACAAUGCACAAAACGAGAACACUGUACUUUCUGUGUAUAAAACGCAAACAGCGGGCGGCGAUGGAUUUGAAGAGGAAACCGCAUUUACCGCACCUACUAUGCCGAGGCAGGUCACGUGGCAAGAUCAACAGAAUUUAAACAGCGUUAAUAUACCACAAAACACAAUCAAUAAUUUGUAUCAACAUUCUGCUGACGUACAUUUGAACCCAGGUUGCUUUUUAGAUAGCGACGGUUAUCCUUACGACUAUGGCCUACCUAAGCACCCUUGUCGAGCGCCUAUUAUGUCUAAUUAUUCAGUGGUUGGUCCCUUCUAUCAAACUCUGCCGCAUAAUAGAACUAAAGGACAAAAACUUGUCUGCAAAUUUGCCAAAGAUACGGAAUUCAACGCAACACCCCCUCCUUGUACUAAUUUCGAGGUAUUCAACGCUCCGAACGUGCGGCGAACUUUGGAAGGUUACCCCGUGCCAAGAAAUCGGCCGAUAGCUUUCGUAGGAAACGGAACAGUGUAUUAUAAUGAGGAGUUUGUUCCGUCCCCUCCUGAGGGUUACAAAACGGAACCUGUACAAUGUUGUGCGCCAGCUGAAGCGUGCACUUCAUGGGUGAAUCCAAAAGGGACAUGUGCAGUGAUGGUUCCGAUGGGUGUGGCUGAAGCACCAGGCAGGUGUUACCAAGUUGAAACUCGGUGUGUAGACACACAGACGACAGACGCUCGAGUGCCCGGCGAGGGAACGGAAAAUGUUCUGAAACCUUUACCCCAAGUGUCAAAUGCUAAAUGCGCGUCGGACAUAUGCUCGGAAAGUCCUGACGAGGGUUAUGUAGGUGAUGCCAAUGACAUCUGACGACGUCGCCGUGACGAUAAUUCGUGAACAGGGCAGUUUAGACGCUAAUGAAGUGAUAAAGCGACUGAAUUUAAGUAGUUAUUAUGUACAGUUCUCGUGUUAAAGCAACAAUGCACAUCCCUCGACUGUUAUUCAGUAACGAACUACUCUGAUUGGAGCAAUUGUUAAUUGAAGAAAUUGAAUUAGUUUGCGUGAAAGUUUCGUUUAGUAACGAACCCCAUUGUUCAAAAACAUUGGAGGGAUGUUUCUUGUUCACCAUUUUGUGAAACAAAUAAUAUACAUUACCAAUAUUUUUCUAGUCAAAUCUAGCAUAAUAUUUUUCAUAUUUUAGUUACUUUUAUCAUCAGUUAUGUUAUUGAUUAAGCUAUGCGCUCUCAAUAAAAUCAUUUUCUUUUCAGAUAUUGUUUUUUCAGGGCUGUGUAUAAUCUUGUUAGUUAAUUUUUAAACUAAUCGCACAAUUUGUCAUACAAACUUUAUGUUUUGAUUAAUUUUCAGUUUUGGUGUUAUCACUAAUUGUAAACUGAUAUAACUUGAUAUGUGCACCAUUGGACAUGAGCACUCGUAUUUAAACAAGGAAAUUUAAGUUUACAUUUGCAAUUUUUAUGGAAAGUUACAAAGAUAUUCAUUUUUCACUCUGUAAAUCUUAUUUUCGAUAUAAUUCAAUUUUACUGUUUGCUUAGAUUAUUCGAUAGUGGUAUAUGUUCUACUUCAUCUCUUUUACAACGUGUACAUUGUUGAAUCAACAAUAGUAACCCAGUUAGUGGCUUUACACAAAUAAACCUGAACUAGAACUUGUUCAACAUUAACAGGUGGACAAACAUUGGGAUAGUGAUUGGGGAUUGGGCAUACUCAUUCAAUUUUAAAGUUAUACAGUGUCUCUUAGCUUUUUUAUAUUUCUUUUAUUCUGUAAAAUAUUUGGCAUUGAAAGGAUUUUCAAGCAGAAUUUUAAUCUUAUAUACUUUUACAAAUUUAUUCAAAACUGUUUAUUUAUAUUUGCAAAAGUACAACUUACUGUAUAUAUAAAGCACAGCAGAUUUAAACAUUUCAUUUUUACAAUCAACAUUUUAUUUCAUUUUAUAUAUCAUUGUUAUACGUUUAAAUUUAAAAUAAGUAAAUCGAAAUAAAAAAAUAUAUCUUUACAAUUUCGCAUUUAAAAAAGCAAACCGAGUCUCAACGAUUAAUGGUAAAAAUAUAAAAGAUUGAAUUCUGUUUGAAUAUUUUUCUCA